AUGGGUUCGUCCUCAGCUUCGGCUUCCACAAGGUCUGAAUGUUCUCUGCCUAGCAUCUCGGCCGGGUUUGGUUUGCACCACAACCAGUUCCAGUUCCAGUCCGGCGCCGACGCCUUUACCGACAUGAAGAAGAAGCUCGCUCCCUUGAAGACGUUCGACAACAAGCCGCCUGGCUCACUCCUCAGUGCGUCAAGCACAUCAUCAACUAGCGACCCUUUCUCGAGGAGGCUGUCUGGGGACAUGCGCGUACCGCCACUUUCCGUGCCCACCAGUCUUCCGUUGCAUCUCAAGACAUCAAACCUACUAGACUCUCCCGACAGGUACACGCAGACUCCUCACUCUGCCCUGUCACCUUCCCCUAGAAGCCAGCCAUACCACCUCGGCCAGGAGUAUAGGUCCCCUCGGUCUGUCUCAGAUCUCGACAGGUCACCACCUACUCGCACAAGGAGGAACAACAGCGACGAUGCAUCAUCGCACAGUUACGAAGUGGACGAGAUGGAAAUGGAAGAGACCAAUUCUAUGAAGAGAUUGCGGAUAGAAGAUCCCAUGAGAGCGCAUUACGAUGGCGCUGGUGCGAAGCGCCGUGCAUCUGCCGAUCCCGACGACAGCGUACCACUUGGCUUCACAACCCAGGGUGACUUGCUACGCCGCCGCGAUGGAAACCAAAGAGGAUCUCCCACGCCUCGACUAAGUGUCAUCCCUCAAGGAUCCAUCUCUUCCUCAUCUGGUCGCGCAGGGUCUUACAGCUCUAACCUAUCACUGCUCACCGGGAGCAUUGUCAGCAUGGGCUCGUCGUCGUUUGGCCGAGUCUCUCCAGGCGGCCUUUCCCCAGGUGGAAUUUCGCCCGGCGGAACCGAUCCCAGCUGCAGCUCUCCCUACAGUGCAUCAAUGUCGCUCAACCCCUCGCCUCGCGGCUCCCUUUCUAGGGCACCCCAUCAGCGGACUAUUAGCGAAAGCCGGCCUCUCGCUUCUCCCCGCAAGCUUACGGAAGUGAGCAAGCCUGGUGGAACCAAGAUUUCGGGAUUCUUCAUGUGCGAUUGUUGCCCGAAGAAACCCAAGAAGUUCGAGUCGGCUGAAGAGUUGGCGUCUCAUGAAGCCGAGAAGCAGUAUGAAUGCUCAUUCUGCGGAAAUCGAUUCAAGAACAAGAACGAGGCAGAACGCCACCAGAACAGUCUUCACGUUCGCAGACACAGCUGGAGUUGCUCGGCCUUGAAUGGCUAUGAUCGUGCUUUCCACGACAGUACCAACCGCCCCGGUGAAGCAGACUCUUGUGGUUACUGCGGCGAGGAGUUCCCCAGGAACGGGAGAGGCCCCGGUGCUUCUGCCCCGCGACACGCUACCGACCAGGACUGGGAAGAGCGCAUUCGCCACCUCCAAGAAGUCCACAAAUUUAGGGAAUGCAACAGCAGCAAGAAAUUCUUCCGCGCAGACCACUUCCGGCAGCAUUUGAAGCACAGCCAUGCAGGUACGAGCGGCAAAUGGACGAACAUGCUGGAGAAUGCCUGCAUGUUGGAUGAAGAUCCCACUCCGAGAUGA
This is a messenger RNA of Colletotrichum fioriniae, 1536 nucleotides long. RefSeq lists its product as uncharacterized. NCBI's taxonomy places the organism in Eukaryota, Fungi, Ascomycota, Sordariomycetes, Glomerellales, Glomerellaceae. The record is from RefSeq and is a predicted model, not a curated record. Gene Ontology annotation, cellular component: nucleus. Gene Ontology annotation, molecular function: RNA polymerase II transcription regulatory region sequence-specific DNA binding; DNA-binding transcription factor activity, RNA polymerase II-specific. Gene Ontology annotation, biological process: regulation of transcription by RNA polymerase II.